UAACACUUUGUGGCCUGCUUCUAUUUUUUUUCCUCCUCUAAGGCUGGAGGACUCCAUUUUGAAGGGACCGGGUGUGCAGCCAGAUCCUACACAGCAACUCGUCUCAGAAAAGGGAAACCCAUCUGUUUUUCUGGGGAGGAACCAUGCCAGCAUGAGUGGGCCUUACCCAGGCCCUGGCAGGGAGACUCAUCAGUCCAGCUGCCCGUUGACCCCCAGCCGUGACCUCUCCUCCCACUCCUGCGCCUCCAGACACCAUGACCACAGGAUCGGGCUAACCAUGUCUGCCGCCGCGUCCUCCCUCAAGCAUGCGUCCGUCUAUGGGUUUACACAAAGAGACCACUCCUCAUCAUCAUCCUCCUCUCCUUCCACCUACAGUCCUCUUAGGAGGCUGCAACAUCUCACCACCAUGGUGAGCCAGCCGGACCUGGUCCUGCCGGUGAGGGAGCCAGAGAGGAGCUGGGAGUGGGGGGGGAGUAAGAAGGGGAAGGGGAAGGGGAUGGAGAGGGACUCCUGGGCCGAUUGCACUAGCGGAGAUUAUUCUGGUACCCAGAACACAAGCAGGGGGGAGAGCUUUGGUGUCUCUGCUGCUGGACAAAAACAACCCGUCGUCCAAACUAGAAGUAGGGACGCGCCAGCAGCCAAUCGCGGCGAGCCCGUCGUGUCUGAGAAAAAGACGGAAGGUUGUUUCUCGGGCCCACCCAGCCCGGCCUUCUCUCUCGACAGCAACAGCCCCUUCGCUAACGGCUUCCUCCACUUUGAAUCCUCUUUGUUUGAGGACGACGACAACGAUGAAGAGCCGGAGACUGUGUCACCUCUGGGGGAAGGCUUGCAGGACAAACACGAGAAUGCGGGGAAGGUUCUCCAGUCCACUCCUGGACACUCGAACACGGAGUCCAAGGAUGGUACCGUCUCGUCAGCCAAAGUGGUCACCCGGUCCCAGUCCUCGGGUCAGCGCCGGAGAUACUGGGACGGCUCGGAUGACGAGUGGGAGAGCGACACCGAGCUGCUUCUGCUUGGGGAUUGUCCCCCAAUGCAUUCAUUGGCAAGUUUUAUCCUUAUUACUCCAAGUAAACAAAAGAACAGCCUUUCAAGGUUUUGUGUUUUUAGCAAUAGCAACACCUCUAUUAGGUAAACAAACACUUUUCUUUCUGGUUUUGAUUGUAAAAGUUCUUAAUGGUCCUCAGUCAAAGGAGUUUCCCCUCACUAGGGAAGUAUAGUUUAGUUUUCCACACACAAACCUCGUGCAUGACACACUAAACACCCGCACUGCCUUUCUCCUGUUGUAACAGAAUAUCGGUCCUUGUGAAUAAUGGUUGGGCACAGAUGAUGCACGGCUGCACAACCGAGCUCUGUCGUUGACAAAUAUGGUUGUUUUCUAUUUACAAGGAGCUAAAGAAAAAUGUCAAGCUUCUCCAGAGGUUUUCAAACUGAGGAGAGCUGAAGAGGGGGUCGUGGAGGGACAGACGUGAGGCUAGCAUGCUGCGUGAGGUGAAAGGGACAGGUGUAUGCCAACAGGAAGUUAGUUACUGUGGAUUGGAUGCUGAUUUGGCCUGUUCAUCUACAAGGCCUACAGGCUGCUACUGGAGGCAAUUAAAGGUACUUAAAAAGCCAUAGCGCGUGAUUGCAAAAAUCACACUCCUUCUCUCAGUCAUAAAGUGGUCAAAUUUGAACACAUGACAUGAUGCAUAUAUUUAUAGAUUCAGUGUGACUUGCGUCAACAUACCAUUUUAAAUUAAAUAUAUUGGUGCUGCAGAGAUGUCCUGGCCUCCAAAUAACAUUCUACAGACUGAAGAAAACAUCUUUGUUUGGUACAGAUCCCUGCAGAAAUCACGUUCAUCAAGUUUUUCAGUGAAAAUGUGAAUAAUAAGUCGGUCAAAGUAAUCGCAAUUCGAUGUUUUUGUUAAGAUUGUUCAGCCCUAGUGCCAAUUUGCCAAAAUGUAAACAAUUAUAGGCGAUAAGAAGGUGGCUUGUAGACUUUAUAUUUUCUGAUUACAUCCUCCAAAGCAUUAUGUGAGCUGUAGUUUCAAAAAUGAUAACAUGAUUAUCCCCCAAAUAGAAGUAAGACAAUUAACCUUUUGUGUGUUGCACUGUUUCGGGGACACGUUCCUAAUUGAAACUUGGCACUGCUCAAGAUGUGAUACUGAAUAUGAAGAAAGAGGACCGAGUUCAUAACUCUGAAGCAGCCGUUUCAGUUUAACUUUUCAAAAUCAAUGUUUCACCGUCUCCAGGAUAACGAGCACAUAUCAUCUGAAUGACAGAAUAGGACAGGUGAUUCAAGUAAUAGAGCUCCCGGGUCAGUCAAUCUAAACACACAGCCGACAUCAUGAUUGAAGCUUGUGUUGCAAAUAACAUUAAUGAUUGCUCCGUUCUAUCGCCGUGUCCCAGUCAAUGAUUCAAAACCCUUUUCUGCAGGGCCCCCCUUUUGUAGAAAAAUAUUUUCUGCUCGUGGCAUAAAUGGAAAAAAAUUAUGGUUUUACAGGUAAAGCCUGGAGAUUUAAGGCAAUGUGAGAUUACCAAGUGACCAGAGGAAACCCCAGGAAGUCACUGCUCCCAUAGAUAUCACAACUUGUUGUUUUAACGUUUCUGUUUUUGUGCAAAUUAACAAACGGAUAUAAAGUGUUGAUUAGUAAGCUUUAGAAGUGCUGUUAGGUGGAUUGUUUGGACUCUGGACAGAGCAAGGCUAGCUGUUCUUUCCUGUUUUCAGACUUUGUGCUAAGCUAAGCUAACCAGCUGCUGACUGCGCACAGAUAUGAAAGCAGUGUCGAGUCUUCUCAUAUAACUCUCAGCAACAAAGUGAA
Molecule: messenger RNA, 2798 nt
Organism: Anarrhichthys ocellatus (wolf-eel)
Lineage: Eukaryota; Metazoa; Chordata; Actinopteri; Perciformes; Anarhichadidae
Exons: 2
Coding region: 152-1132 (326 amino acids)
Source: RefSeq, a predicted model, not a curated record